AUGAAAGUGUUGGGAAUUUCGGUGUUCCUUUUCGCGCUCGUGUCCGGAACCGAAGCGAACUCGGCUUCAGAAGAAACAUUCCAGAUCGACGGGAAAAUCUUGCCUCCGUCGGAUUCCUUUCUCCCUUACGACACGGAAUCCGUGGAAAUCGUGGUGAAUGGACGGAAGCGAGUGAGCUUUGUGCAAAGCGACGGGACCUUUGCUGUGACCUCGAUGCCUGUGGGAUCGCAUUUGAUCGAAAUCGCGAGUCCUAACUACUUUUUCGAGCCCAUCAAGGUGGACAUUAGUGCCAAGGGCAAGUUCAGGGCGAGGAAGGUGAACCUCGUCCAACCCUCUCAGCUUAUUCAGGUUCCGUAUCCGUUGAAGCUGAAGCCGUUGGGAGCAUCGCGUUAUUUCCAGGCUCGUGAACAAUGGAGAAUAACGGACCUUAUUUACUCACCCAUGAUCAUGAUGAUGGUGCUGCCGUUGAUCUUCAUUGUGGUGUUGCCCAAGCUCAUGAGUGAUCCUGAUACCCGCAAGGAAAUGGAACAGAUGCAAAUGCCGAAAUACGAGAUGCCGGAUUUGUCGGAAAUGAUGACUUCCUUGUUCGCUGGCGACGCCAAGAAGGCGAAGCAAUCUGCUGUGAAACCGGCGCCUGUUGUGCGUCGGAAACAAUAA
Messenger RNA from Notodromas monacha, 657 nucleotides. Lineage: Eukaryota; Metazoa; Arthropoda; Ostracoda; Podocopida; Cyprididae. The record is from the annotation of a GenBank genome assembly.